Molecule: messenger RNA, 2118 nt
Organism: Kwoniella shivajii
Lineage: Eukaryota; Fungi; Basidiomycota; Tremellomycetes; Tremellales; Cryptococcaceae
Product: UV damage endonuclease UvdE
Exons: 10
Coding region: 1-2118 (705 amino acids)
Biological process (GO): response to UV; nucleotide-excision repair; mitochondrial DNA repair
Cellular component (GO): mitochondrion; nucleus
Molecular function (GO): endonuclease activity
Source: RefSeq, a predicted model, not a curated record
AUGCCUCCCAGAAGAACCAGAGCUGCUGCUCAGGCUCAGGUCCAACCUGGCUCACUUUCUCAACUCCAUACAUCCGCGCCACUCCUCAAUCCUUCAACUGAGCCAGUCAAGCACACACUGAUAAGUGCUUUGGAACACAUGCCACCUCCUGGUCUCAUCAAAACGGAACGUGAUACGACAUCCGACUCUGAUGAAGCUCUUACUCCCAUGACAUCAGAACAAGAAGAGGAUGUCAAGACUGCCGUAGAUAAAGCUGUCAGUCGAAGUCUAUCCAAGAGGAAGAGAGCUACUAAGGAUGUAACGUAUGAAGAGGGAUCUGAAUUCUCAGCUGAGGCAAGUGAAUUAUCAGAGCUCGAAGUACAGAAGAAGACACCGAAAAGAAAAGCGGCUACUCGCCAAGUCAAAGUAAAGGCAGAAGAAGAGUUCUCGGCUGAAGAAAGUGAGCUUUCAGAACUAGAAGAACCCAAAAAGACACCCAAGAAGAAAGCCACUCCCCGGAAAGCUAAAGCUAAGGUUGAAGAAGGAGAAGAGGAAAAUGGUGAAACACCUAAAAAGGCCAAGAAGGUUACACCCAAGAAAUCAAGGAUAGCUAAAGACGAGCCUGAGUAUGACGAGGACGGUAACGAAAUUGUGAAAAAGAAGAGAAAAGCAAAGGUUCACGUUAAGAAAGUCUAUGAGAUACCUGAUGUGGAAAAGAAGACUACAACGUUCAAAGGCCGAUUAGGAUACGCUUGUUUAAACACCGUGCUGAGAGGGGAGAAGCCUGAAAGUAUCUUCUGUUCGAGAACUUGUAGAAUUGCUAGCAUUGAAGAGGAAGGCAUGGAAUUACCAAAAGGUCUAGCUUUAAUGAAUGUGCGGGAUUUGAAAACUAUGAUACAAUGGAAUGAGGACAACAAGAUUCGUUUUAUGCGGAUGUCAUCGGAGAUGUUCCCCUUCGCAUCACAUGCUAAAUACGGAUAUGAUCUCUCUUUUGCUGAUGAGGGACUGAAAGAAGCGGGAGCUCUAGCAAAGAAAUACGGACAUAGGUUGACGAUGCAUCCCGGUCAAUUCACACAGUUAGGUUCGCCUAAACCUAAUGUCAUUGAAGCCUCGAUAAGGGAACUAGAUUAUCAAUGUGAGAUUAUGGAUAGGAUGGAAAUCGGCAUAGAAGGCGUUAUGAUAAUUCAUAUGGGCGGUAUCUACGGGGAUAAGGAAAGCACUCUCGCUAGGUUCAAGGAGAAUUAUACUACGAGACUAAAAGACAAUGUGAAGAAGCGUUUGGUUCUUGAGAACGACGAGAUAUGCUACAAUGUUGAUGAUCUGAUGCCUCUAUGUAAUGAACUCAACAUUCCAAUUAUCUUUGAUUAUCACCACGAUUGGAUCUACCCGUCUUCCGAGCCACCAUCUGUCUUGAUUCCUAAAAUAGCUGAGACAUGGAAGAAACGUGGUAUACCGAUGAAACAGCAUCUCUCCGAACCACGUCCAGGUGCAGAAUCUGUGAUGGAACGACGAGCUCAUGCGGACAGAUGUAAGAGUUUGCCUGAGGAUUUGCCGGAUGAUGUUGAUCUGAUGAUUGAGGCCAAAGACAAGGAGCAAGCUGUCUUUGAGUUAUAUCGAAUAUACGGUCUUGAGGAUGUGAUUCACGACAAUUUGCGACCGCCAGAUCCCAACCCAGGUAUGCACACCAAAGGCAGAAAGAGCAGUCUGAAGAAAAAGGUGAAAGAGACAGGCGACGUCGAUUCUGAGGGUGAACCCAUCAAUCUCUCUGAUAUUGAAAAGGAAGGAGACGGCGGCACUAGGGAUACAAGCGUUGUCGAUGGACAUGUUAAAAAUGCUAUCAAUGACGCGGGGAUGGAAGUUGACGGUAUGGCGCCUGCUAUCGGCAAGAAGCCAAAAGGCCGAGCCAAGAGAAAGAGUCCAGGUGACACAGAGACUGAGCCAAAGGUGGAAGAGCAACAGACGGCAGCCAAGAAGAAGAGGACACCUAAGAAGGUCAAGAAAGAAGAAGAGAAUAAGGAAAAUCUACCGGAAGCUUCAGCUGAACAGAAGAUCGAUGGCGCGAAGGAUGUUGUAGAGGAGCAUACAAAACAGCCCGUCAAGAGGAAAGGUAGACAAAGCAAGGGGAAGGUGGAAACUUAG